ACAGACUCGGACGGGCUCUGGUACCCUUCACUCUGUGUUGUUUCUACAGAGAGAAGAACUUCUUCAGAGCGACUAAAACAUUGCAAACCAGACCAUCAGACCGGAAGCGAAGACCAAGAUGGGCGGAACGAGAAUGACAACGCUGGUUUUGGUGACGGGAAUGUUGGCAACGCUGCUCCAACCUACCCUCGCUGGGACUCUGAUUGGUGCCUUCAGCAACAGCCUCGGCCCCGAUGAAAUCAUUGAUUACGACGUAUUGCAAGAAGGCAACGGCUUCGAGGAGAGGAAGAUCCCGAGUCUCAACUGGGCGUGCGUGGAGCAGGAGAACGACUCCUCGGAGGCUGACCAGAUGGAGGUCUUCUUCAGGCUUUUCGGCUACUUGGGAGGCAACAACAAAGAGGGUGUUAGAAUGGACAUGGCGGCGCCUGUGAGCAUCGAGUACCUGAAGAACGGCUCUGACGUGACGCUGAGCGGCUGCUUCCUCGUCGAGAAGAAGCACCAGCAGCAGCCUCCGGAGCCCACUGACGCCAGCAUCAAAAUCAAGGUGCGGCCGGAGAUGAACGUCCUCACGAGGAAGUUCGGUGGGUACGCAACCUCCGACUCGGUUUGGCUCCGGGAGACGGCUGCCCUCAAGGCCAUCCUCGCAAGAGCCGGGAAGGAAGCACGCACCGAUCUAAUGUACUGGUGAGUGGACGGUUAAUGGUUAAAGAGCAAUGGUUAAUGGUUAAACAAAUGUGCUAGCACUAUGAAAAAGAACUGUGGCGAAAAGGGUAAAGGUGAGUUAGCGAUUAGAAUAAGUGGACAGCAAAAGGGGGUAAGGAAGAGAAGGAAAAGGAAAGGAGGUGAGGAAAAGACCAAGCGAAAUUAGUUUAGACGAGGGCUGAGGUCCAAGGCAGCGGUGGUCCCCUACAUUGGA
This is a messenger RNA of Penaeus indicus, 916 nucleotides long. RefSeq names its product heme-binding protein 1-like. The transcript has 6 exons. Lineage: Eukaryota; Metazoa; Arthropoda; Malacostraca; Decapoda; Penaeidae. The record is from RefSeq and is a predicted model, not a curated record. The coding region runs from base 119 to 688 and encodes 189 amino acids.